Messenger RNA from Pochonia chlamydosporia 170, 1440 nucleotides. RefSeq names its product FAD binding domain-containing protein. The transcript has 2 exons. Gene Ontology annotation, molecular function: FAD binding. The record is from RefSeq and is a predicted model, not a curated record. NCBI's taxonomy places the organism in Eukaryota, Fungi, Ascomycota, Sordariomycetes, Hypocreales, Clavicipitaceae. Bases 1 to 1440 code for a protein of 479 amino acids.
AUGAAGUAUUUGCUUUCCAACAUUGUGCUUGCUAGCACGACGGCCGCCCUGAUCUCUGGCACGGAGUCCUUCGCCACCAGGAGCCCUUGCGACCAGAUUGCCAGCAAUAUCUCAGGCCAAUUAUAUUACCCAUCUGACCCGAGCGACCAUUUUUCCAACGGCACUGAGCAUUUUCUGAGCUCGUCAACUGAGAUGCCCAUGUGCGUUGUUGAGGUGACAAGUAUCCAAGAUGUUUCACAUGUCCUGAAAAUAGUACGGGCCACUCGCACUCCGUUUGCCGUCAAAUCUGGAGGUCACGCAACCAAUCCGGGGUUUUCGAGCACCACUGGAGUUCUGAUGUCCCUGUCGCAGCUAACCCAGGUGAAUCUCUCCGAAGACAAAAGCACGGUUGAGAUUGGCCUCGGGAAUCGCUGGACCGACGUAUACAACGCCUUGGACGGAUCGGGCGUUAACGCCGUAGGGGGCAGAGUUCCCGGUCCUGGCACGGGAGGCUUCACUUUAGGAGGUGGCUAUUCCUGGUUAACCAAUCAAUUCGGCCUCGCUUGUGACACUGUCAUCUCAUUCAAUCUGGUUCUUCCAAACGGAACAGCUACCGUCGUCGACUGGCGCACUCCGGAUUUGUUCUUUGCUCUCAAGGGAGGCCUGAACCGAUUCGGAGUUGUUACGAGCAUCGUCUACAAAACGGUUCCUCAACCAGAGACUGUUUAUGGGGGAUUUCAGGUCUUCCACUCAUCAGCAGUACCUGUAUUGACGGAGGCAAUACUUAACUUCAAACGUACCACCACAGAGUCCAAGGCUCAGGUUAUUCUCAGUAUUACCGGGGGGCCUGAUUCUCGCGCAGUACUUCUAUCAUUCUACGACGGACCAGGUCGCCCCACCGUUUUCGAUCCUUUUAAUAAUAUCAGCGCCCUAAACAGUACACUUAAGGAUCAAACUUUCGCAUCUUUUGUCAGCUCUAUCCCAACAGGGGGGAGCGGCAAGCGUGGAGCUUUCGCUACCCUUAGCACCUCUGGUUAUACACAAAAAUUCCUAACAGCCGUUGCUAACGAGACUGCAUACUACGGCUGGUUAGGUCAAAACUACUCCGGGGAAUUCUCCUAUGAAAUCCAACCUUUCAUGGAUUACGGUAAACAUGCAACCGAUUCUGCAUAUCCUCACCAGAACUCGCCACUGCCCCUAAACCUAGGAGCAACCUGGAAGUAUGAGGCCGACGACACCUUUUGGCGCGGAAUUAUGCAGCAGUCGAUUGAUUACCUUACGGAGGUGGCCAAGGAGGAAGGUAUCUAUAACUCUGAGAUGUAUGCCUAUCCAAACUACGCCCUGGGAACCUACACAGGAGUACAGCUAUACGGGUUGACCAAUACGGCGCGGCUGCGAGACAUCCAGUCGCAGUACGAUCCGAGCGGUGUCAUGCUGCUAGCCGGGGGGUUUUCACUAUAA